AUGUCUUCUCACGGAGUGCCGGAGGUGCUGAUGAAAAAGGUCGACGAGUAUGUCGAUUCGCUGGCCCCUCAAAUCCAGCCCCGCAUCGCGUCAGAGCUCGAGCUUUUCCAGCAGAAAACGAUCGACAGCUUGGAAGACAAAGUCGUCGACGCCUUCCGCUCGCUCUUCCAGAAGGACUCGUCGAGCAACACCUCCAGAGGGAGCCCCUGGGCUCUCGACAACGCCGCACCAGAGGCGUACGGCGGGCAGUCGCUGCCUUUCGCCGACGAGAUCGCCAGCUUGACCCGCAGCUUCAGCCAGAUCGCUGACGGCGCGAGCGAUGACCUGCGCGACAUCUUUGACCUCACCGAAGGUGGCGGCGGCGGCAGCAGCGGCGACAGCAGCAGGUCCCGCGGCGGCGAUGCCUUCUCGCAGGGUGGCAGCAGCACCAAGGCCUUCUUCUCUGCCGCAUUGAACGUCGUGCAGGACCACCUGGACAAGAACAACAGCGGAGGCGGAGGCGGAGGCGGAGGCGGAGGCCCGAAGUUCCAGCUCGACGGCCUGCUCGGCGUGCUCAGCGAUACAGUCAAGGACGCCGCGCGCAACCCCGAGGAGAAAGCGCGCCUCAUCACGCCCGAGAUCAAGGAGAAGGUCGGCGCCAAGCUCCGCGACCAGCACGCGCCCAUCGCAGAGCAGUUCACGCGCAUCGCUCUCGACCACAUCAAGCACUGGCUGCGCGGCAACACGAGCACGCGGGACCUGGGCGACGGUGUCCGGGGCGAGGUCGAGGACCAGGUCAAGGAUCUGGUCAAGGGCUUCAGCGGCCUAUUUGGGAAGAAGCACUCGUCGAGCGAUGGGGGAUCGGCGAGGGGCUUCGGCGGCGACCGGGAUCGGGAUGGCGAGGAAGGAGGGGAGAAGAGCGGCGGGUUCUCCAAGGUCAUCAGCGACAAGCUCAGCACGGGCCUGGCGAAGGUGCAUAGGGAGGUGCGCCUCGAGUUCCGCAAAGUCCUUGGUGAGAUUGAGAAGCAGCUAUUCGAAUUCCUGCCCGACGAGGUGCAGCGCCCGCUGGAGAAGAUCCUGGGCGGGAACCCCUUCGACUCCCAGCUGGACCGCGAUGCCGAGCCCAGCGCGGACCGCGGCUUCGGCGACGAUAUCAAGGCCAAGCUUGUGGGCAAGAUCCGCGCGCUGGUGCGCAAGGUGCAGGAGACGCUACGCGAGAGUAUCCUAGGGGUAGUUAAUGGUGGGCACCGCAAGUUUGAGCGCGAGAGCUGGACCUUUGUGCAAGGUAUCGUGGAGAGCAAGGUACAGAGAUACUUGCCGAAGGUCAAGAUUACGGUCCCUGACGACAUUGGCAACGAGGGUGUCAGCGUUGGAGCGCUGGUGCAAAAUACGCAGCUCGGUGGUGGAAGUCAGCCUGCACCGUCUAAUGGACCAUCCUAUCAGCAGAACACGCCACAGGGACCGCCUCAAACUUAUGGCCAAAACGCGCCAUAUGAGUCGACUCCGGCACAUGGUCAGAACGCGGGAUACGGCCAACCGCAGUCCUAUGGUCAGAGCCAGCCAUAUCAGCAGAGCCAGCAGGGCUCGUCAUACGGUCAGAAUCAAUCCUACGGACAGAAUCCGUCACAUGAACAGGGAGCACCAUAUGGUCAGGGGCAAUCACAUCCUCAGAACCCAUCGUAUGGCCAGGAUCCGGGAUACAGUGGAAACCAUUCGGAUAGCCAGAAUCAGACCUUCGGCCAGGGACAACAGUACCCCCAGAGUCAACCGUACGGCCCGACCCAGCAAUACGGUCAGAAUCCGCCGUAUUAA
This is a messenger RNA of Thyridium curvatum, 1791 nucleotides long. RefSeq lists its product as uncharacterized. Lineage: Eukaryota; Fungi; Ascomycota; Sordariomycetes; Thyridiales; Thyridiaceae. The transcript has a single exon. The record is from RefSeq and is a predicted model, not a curated record. The coding region runs from base 1 to 1791 and encodes 596 amino acids.